CAACGGUCGGCAAGAUCCAAACCGGUUCAAAUCCCCAAGCCACCGUCUCUUCCCAUCUCCCCAUCAUCCCACCCCCCCGAAUCGACACCCGCCGCCGCUCCGAACCAUCAAAUCAACCCCCUCGCCGCCAUGGAUUUGCCCAAGCGAGUUCUUCCGCAUGGUUCCCCGCGAGGAAGUCCCAUGGCGACGAGGCGAAGGGACGCGGAGGCGGACGAGAACGUGAGGGCGUGGAGCGAGAAUCCGGGGCGUCUCGGUGCCGUGGCGGAGUGGACCGCGUCUCUGGAGAGGAAGAAGGUGCUGGGUGAGAGGAACGGCGGAGGCGACGGGAGCGGGGAGGCCGCGUCGCCGCCGCAGUUCUUCUCCCAGGCGAAGCCCGCGACGAGCCCGCCGUCGCUCUCCUGCCGCGGCGAGGGGCCGUACGACCCGAAGACGAACUACACCACGCCGCGGCCGGAGUUCCUGCGCUACAACCCCGAGAAGCGCCGCGAGAUCCUCCUCCGGCUGGAGCGCGAGGCGGAGGACGAGUCGUCCAGUGCCACCUCGGCCACCCCCACCCCCACCCCCUCGGAGUGCGUGUCCUCCGGGUCGUCGGUGAGAGGCGGCGAAGCCGAACUCGACCGCGCCGACGCCAAGGAGGAGGAGAUUGAGAUUCCGUCUCCUCGUGGUCUCGACCGCGCCGACGCCGAGGAGGAGGAGAUUGAGAUUCCGUCUCCUCGUGGUGGGUGGGCACGGCGGCUGCUUCUUCUGCUCGUCGCCGCGGCCUGCUCUUGCUGCUACAUCUAUUGUAUGAGCUCCUCUCCCUUUCCUACCUCACAAAUGGGGCUCGAUUUUGCUGGAACAACUGGGAGCGUGCAUGAUGCUAGCGCUCAUCAAGUAGGUUCUCUGGAGUUGCGAGCACCAACUGAGAUGAUGGGUUCACAUCAUGUGUUUGAAGAAGCUACAGAUCAAACUGUGCCCAACGGCAGUGAAAAUGCAGCCCAACUGUAUGGCCCCAUGGGUGGUUCUCGUAAAAACUUCAUGGCGAUUGCUGCGAUGGGUUUGGCAGAUUCAUGCCCAAAUGUUCCAUUCGGAGAAUUUACAUGCCAAAUUGGGGACAGAGCCGUGGAGGAUGUGCAGAAUUCCAAGGAAGAUUUUCAACUGAGUGAAUUGAUGGUUGCAACCUCUGAGAAUGCCGAGCAAUUGGGUGAAGUUGUAAGCCUGAAUGAAAAUGUCACUGCAGAUUCCAUUGGUUCAACCUACACCGCUGAUAUGGUGGAGGGAGAGUCAGGGUUAGUUCAUCAGGAGGAGGCAGGGGAGGAUCACUCGCAACACUCCCAGCAGUUGGCCUCCAUGGAGAAGACAAUAGAACAAGAAAACAACGAGGUAGGGUAUGAUGGAGAGGGCCUGGAAAAUGACAGAUUGGAUCAGGCAACCGAGCUAUUGGAGUAUGAGAAUCCAGCUGCAGCUGCAAAGGCAAUAGUAGCUAUGGUAAAAUCACUGUGGCCUUCAAUAAAACUUCACUUGAUGGAGAUCUUGGCGUGCUUUUCUGUUGCAGCAUUUGCAAUUGCAGCUGCUAUGCUCAAGUGUUUCCAGAGGUCUCCUAAGGGUGCAUCAGUGUCAACACGUAGGCUUGAACAAUCCCCUUUAGCUCCAAAUCCAAGAUUGCCAGUGCUCCCUUCACCACAAUCUGUGCUACAACCUGUGCAACUGACAGUUCCCAAAGUAGAACCGCCUGUCAAUUUGAAGAUCCCUACACUAUCACCUUUGCACAAGCCUGACCUAUUUGCCAGCUUCAGGGAACAGGUGCCAUUGCCAGAGCCCAUACCAGUGUCAUCUGUCAACCUCAAUAAUGCUGUGCAAUUUCCACUGCCCAAGCAGAUUGAUUCCGGGAAUCGUCCUCAGAAAGUUCACCAAGAUGAUGCUGGCAGUGCUAGGAUUCCAGACAGCUAUUCUGUUGGCCGUAGAGACAUUGACAGCUCGAGACCUCCAGUGGUGGCAUUGCUUGGGGAGUUCUCACUUGUGGAUGCAAGUAGCUCAAGAGGAAGCUCCCGGAAAGGAUCAAAUGAACAUGCUGGGGAUGUUGCAGUUCAGGAACCAUCAGUAACUCUGAGAAAAGAUGUGGUGAAGAUGCAGAAGGAAACUACAGCAAUUAAAAGCCCUAGUGCUCGAAAAACGAAAAAGGAGGAAAAUGCUGCAAAGGUGGAGAAGAAGGAUGUUACCACGCCAACUCCAUUGAGACGCUCAAAUCGUCUCCUUAACCGGGUGACUUCUCCUUGAGCCAGAAUGACACAUUAACACUGUCAACAGAUGCUGAUCCUUACUGUGGAGUGGAGAGAGUUUCGGGACUACAACUCCUGGCUGUUACCCAAGCAAGUUAGCUUUUCUUCUGUAGCACUUCGCAAGUUAGUUGACGUACAAGACUGCAGUAAUAACUCAUUUAGUCCUCUUCUCUCAAAGUACCCGCGGAAUCUCAUUCGCUAUAUUCAUGAUGCUUUGAUGUUCAUGUACUACUCAUUUUCUACUCCUGACGGUAAAAACCUGUAACUGAUGGAUGUAUUGGAUAUAUGGUUGUGUCCUGGUUUACCUAAUUGAGUCAAUCAAUAUGCUUCUGAAUCU
Oryza sativa Japonica Group (Japanese rice) is the source of this 2595-nucleotide messenger RNA. RefSeq lists its product as uncharacterized. Lineage: Eukaryota; Viridiplantae; Streptophyta; Magnoliopsida; Poales; Poaceae. The record is from RefSeq and is a predicted model, not a curated record.